Messenger RNA from Hemibagrus wyckioides, 2845 nucleotides. RefSeq names its product lin-7 homolog C (C. elegans) (gene lin7c). Gene Ontology annotation, molecular function: L27 domain binding. Gene Ontology annotation, cellular component: basolateral plasma membrane; synapse; MPP7-DLG1-LIN7 complex. Gene Ontology annotation, biological process: protein localization to basolateral plasma membrane; neurotransmitter secretion; maintenance of epithelial cell apical/basal polarity. The coding region runs from base 122 to 727 and encodes 201 amino acids. The transcript has 5 exons. The record is from RefSeq and is a predicted model, not a curated record. NCBI's taxonomy places the organism in Eukaryota, Metazoa, Chordata, Actinopteri, Siluriformes, Bagridae.
UUCGUUAAUCUCUUUGCAUUAGUGCUUUAGCCACUUGCUACAAAAAUAGCAGGGAAGACACGGCGCUAGCUACACACCGAGCUUUUCCCUAACAGAAGUGGAAUAUCCACGGCUGAAAAAAAUGGCCUCGCUGGGGGAGCCGGUACGAUUAGAAAGAGACAUUUCUCGUGCCAUAGAGCUGCUGGACAAACUCCAAAGAACCGGAGAAGUACCUCCUCAGAAGCUGCAAGCCCUACAGAGGGUUUUGCAAAGCGAGUUCUGCAACGCAGUACGAGAGGUUUAUGAACAUGUGUAUGAGACAGUGGACAUUAACAGCAGUCCAGAGGUCAGAGCCAAUGCCACAGCUAAGGCCACAGUGGCAGCAUUUGCUGCAAGCGAAGGACACUCUCACCCUCGCGUAGUGGAGCUGCCAAAAACCGAGGAAGGCCUCGGUUUCAACAUCAUGGGAGGAAAAGAGCAGAACUCGCCCAUCUACAUCUCGCGCAUCAUCCCCGGAGGUAUUGCUGAUCGUCAUGGUGGCCUCAAGAGAGGAGACCAGCUGCUCUCGGUCAACGGAGUGAGUGUGGAAGGAGAACACCAUGAGAAGGCAGUGGAGCUCUUAAAAGCAGCUCAGGGCACGGUCAAGCUCGUAGUCCGCUACACUCCUAAAGUGCUAGAGGAGAUGGAGUCUCGGUUUGAGAAGAUGCGAUCUGCCAAACGCCGCCAAAAGAACAGCUACCCGCAGUAGGGUAACCUGCCUGUGGCCCUCAUGUCAUGUUUCUCUUUCUCUCUCUCUCUCUCUCUCUCUCUCUCUCUUUGUCUUUCUACCCAGGGCUUGGACACAUAUAUACGGCACUUCUUUUUUCUGCUUUUAUGGAAUUUUCUAAAACCCCCCCCCCCCACACCCCCCAAACACUUCAAGUUUGAGCACACUCUUUUUCACGGUUUUGUGGAAAUAAACACUACUAUUUUUUUUUUUUUUUCCUUUUUCCUUCUCCCCCCUCUGUGGUUAUACACAAACGCAAUGACACGCAAUGUACAUCACUCUGUGUCAGGUGAAGGUUGAGGGGUCAGGAUUGCAAAGGGGACCAUCACCGUUUUGCUUCUGAGGUCAUUUAAAAUAAAAAUGAUAAAAUGUUUGUAUAAAAAGUGCCUCAAGAGCUUUGAGAAAAAAAAAUGUACUAGCUCACUAGAACCAUUUGGAUUGUAUGUUACAUAAACUGAGAGAAGAGCAAAACGAACACGCAUUCAUCUUCUAAACACUUGAACACCUAAUAUUAAGACGAGUGUAAGCAGGGUGUUGGAAGUAGGAACACAAUGUGUCAUAUAUCACUUAAACGGUUUGUGUGGAGGACAGCCGAUAAGAUACAUCACACUGCUCAGCAAAGCAAAAAAAAAAACACUAUCAUGACUUAUUUUGCAUUCUUUGUUUUAUCGUAGCUUCUCUUUUAAUAAUAAAAGAAUUCAUUACAUGGGGUUGGAGGGUGAAUAUUUUUUUAAUCACAUAUGACAAUGCUUUUUGUUUCACUGGGUUAGGGAUUGUACAGAAAAUAUGGUUUUUCUUACUAGGAUUUUGGUUCUAGUUCCUAGCCUUUUCAGCAUCUCUGAUUUCUACUCGCAGUUAUACACCAGAAUGAAGCGACAAGGUAAUAUAAAAUGUAGAAGGAUAGGUGAAGUAGUGAAUGUUAAGCACUGACUCCCUUCACACUGAAGAUUAGGGUGAAAAUAUUUAAUUACACUGAGAUAUUUAUUUCUUUUAUACGUACCCUAGACCUAUUUUGUAGCAUACAAAUUCUAUUAUGUAUAUGCUGUAGCUCAUAGGAUUUAUUUGCUAUUCCUAUUGCAAGUAAUUUGUUUUUUUUUUUAGUAAAUCUGAUUCGUAGAUGCUUUCUCUGUUUACCGUCUUUAAGUCCCUGAUUUUUUUCAUUUAUUUCACUGACAAGAUCAAGUUAUUGAGUGAACAUAGAGGUGAAGAUUCUCUUCAUUCUGCUCGUUCAUCUCGUAGCAAUAUUUGUACUGAUUCAGAAAUCAUUCCACAAACGUGUCAAAAUUUCACACGUGCUCCGUGUGCUCAUGGUUUAAAAAAAAAAAAGGCAAUGUGUUUUUAAGCUUAAACGCACGUAUUUUCACUGUUGAAAGAAAAACGUCUCUGUCUCAUAAAAUAUUUAGCAUGUUUCUAAUUGUAGACGUUCAUCAGUCACGGAGAGACGCGAGAAGAGGUGGUCUGAUCCCUUGCAUUAAAAAAAAGAAAAGCCUUCUUAGAAUUAAAACUGGUUAAUCUUCCUCAGAAAGCAUUCUGGAAAAUGAAAGAGUCGGAUGCUUUGUUGUUCUCUGAAGUUUCGGGAGCUCAGGUUUGCAUUUCUCCAUCCCUGACUUUCCCUGACAUUUCACGACCUGAAGUUACACUAAGCAAUAAAGCUCGCUCUUCGUUCUCCAGCCCCUAACUAUUAAAUCCGCGUCAUUGUUCACUUUUGGAAGGCUUACUUGCUAUUUUUGUACCGGCAUUUUCUUAUGAUGUUUUGCUUGCCUUUUUUGAUACAUUUUAUUCACAGGAUUUGUUUUUUGUUUUUGUUUUUUUCCAAGGAAUUAUUUGUAUUGCUUUUCUGAGGACAUUGUCCCAUUGUUUUUUCGAGUACAAAGACCAAACGUGCAAUUUUUUCUGACAGCUAUUUGAUAUCAUGUUGAAUGUCCCGUAUGCUAGUUUGGGAAUGUUGCUUUAAUGAGCCUAAAUAUUACUGUAUCAUUUGACAUUGCUCUUCUUUCCUGGUGAAUUGUCUUACAUGUAAUGUAGAUGCAUAGAAUUACAUAUUACUUCUUAGGUUUACUUCAGAGUAAUAAUUUCAAGCUGCACAAAAUAAAUUACACA